CCGUUGGCCCAGGCGCUAGCAUUUCUUCUGCCACCGUGACUAAGAUGGAAGCGUUUUUGGAGUCGCGGUCAAGACUUUGGGCCGGGGGUCCGGCCCCGGGGCAGUUUUACCACAUCCCGCCUACUCCUGGUGCCUCCAUGGAGCUGGCGUCCUCGCCCUACGGGGGUCCGAUUACGCGCACGCAGAACCCCAUGGUGACCGGGACCUCGGUCUUGGGCGUUAAGUUUGAGGGUGGAGUGGUGAUUGCCGCAGACAUGCUGGGCUCCUACGGCUCCUUGGCUCGUUUCCGCAACAUCUCUCGCAUUAUGAGAGUCAACGACAGCACCAUGCUGGGUGCUUCCGGAGACUAUGCAGAUUUCCAGUAUUUGAAGCAAGUUCUCGGCCAGAUGGUGAUUGAUGAGGAGCUGUUGGGAGAUGGACACAGCUAUAGUCCUAGAGCUAUUCAUUCAUGGCUGACCAGGGCCAUGUACAGCCGCCGCUCCAAGAUGAACCCGCUGUGGAACACCAUGGUCAUUGGAGGCUAUGCUGAUGGAGAGAGCUUCCUCGGCUAUGUGGACAUGCUUGGUGUAGCUUAUGAAGCCCCUUCACUGGCCACUGGUUAUGGUGCAUACUUGGCUCAGCCUCUGCUGCGAGAAGUUCUGGAAAAGCAGCCAGUCCUGAGCCAGAGUGAGGCCCGAGAGCUAGUGGAACGCUGCAUGCGAGUGCUGUAUUAUCGAGAUGCCCGUUCUUAUAACCGGUUUCAAAUUGCCACGGUCACCGAAAAAGGUGUUGAAAUCGAGGGACCACUGUCUGCAGAGACUAACUGGGAAAUUGCUCACAUGAUCAGGUCACAAUCUUCUCUAAGCAUUAAAAGAAAUAAGGAAAGCCACAGGGUAAGCAGGAUUUCAACAAGUGGUCUGUCUUGUUUUUAAAGUUCAACACUUAACUUCUUGCACAAUUAGCUCCUGGCUGUAGGACAUGUGAUCUCUUGAACAGGCAUACUGUCCACUUAACAUGAUGAAGACCCAUACACUGGGAAUGGCUUCCACCCUAACACUGUAAUCACCUCAGUACCUCUUGCUUGCUAAUGACACAUGUAUGAUCCUUUGUCCAGAGUGAUGGGUGUGAGCAUGGGAAAAGGGGCUAAGAUUCCAAGUGCAAAGAAUAAUGGUUUUGCCAUGUUUUUGUUGGAGGGAGGGUGGUGAGGAAAAACAAAUCUAAUUCAUCAUCUGGAUGAGAGGUGGUUUCAUGCAUUUUUAAAGCCAAAAUUUUAUAUCUCAGAGUUGCUGUAGAAACCAACAUCUCUGGAGAGGGAAGGAAACAAAGGAGAAGGAAGAGAGAGUUCGGUGGGAUUUUUUUUUUCCAUUUUCAUUUUUAUAUAAAAGUGUUAAGACCACAAUGAAAAAAGUUUUUUUUUUAUCCAUAUAUAUAAUAAACCAGUUUGUGAGCUACAUAUUUUUGUCUUUCCCAUCUUCAGAAAUGUUCUCACAUUGACAAUGGUUGGAUAGCAUCAUGCCCAAAGACAUUGCCACACAGUAAAACAAACAAAAAACCCAAAUGUACUAUGAUACAGUUGAGGUAAAAGGGGAA
This is a messenger RNA of Lutra lutra (Eurasian river otter), 1569 nucleotides long. RefSeq names its product proteasome 20S subunit beta 4 (gene PSMB4). The coding region runs from base 45 to 911 and encodes 288 amino acids. Lineage: Eukaryota; Metazoa; Chordata; Mammalia; Carnivora; Mustelidae. The transcript is spliced from 7 exons. The record is from RefSeq and is a predicted model, not a curated record. Gene Ontology annotation, cellular component: proteasome core complex.